This is a messenger RNA of Fusarium odoratissimum NRRL 54006, 1383 nucleotides long. RefSeq lists its product as uncharacterized. Lineage: Eukaryota; Fungi; Ascomycota; Sordariomycetes; Hypocreales; Nectriaceae. The record is from RefSeq and is a predicted model, not a curated record. The transcript is spliced from 2 exons. Bases 759 to 1298 code for a protein of 179 amino acids.
CACGACCGUCUUGGCUCUGUUUACAGUCCCUCACACAAAAGUCGCGUGCUAAUCUACCCGUUCUGAGCAUUCAAAUCUCUUCCAAUGACACCAAAAAAUAAAGAUGGAAAUGAAACAGCUGACGCAUUUGACACCUGCACCGCCCAUCAAUUGGCCAUGGAAACAGUGCGAUCCGAACAACCGAUAACCGCUGUCAAGCACAAGCCAUGGCGGGGUUUCGAUUGACACCUCAGAUCUCAGCAACAUCAUAUGCGGUGAAGAAUAUAGGGGACUUUCAUGUUUGGCGCUCGCAAAAACAGUCCAGCCAAGCUGACAUUUCUGAAACCAAGGCGUCAGCUGUAGAGAGGUAGCCGCCGGAAGUGAGGACAGCCGGCUUGGUGUUCUACCAAAAUACACUGAAACCGCCUGUGACCAGGGGUUUGGCGUGUUUGAUCUCCCGUCUCACAAUGCCACCUCAGGCACCACCCGGUUUCGCCUCAACCUGCUAUUAUGGCUGUGUUUAUUAACAGAAAAUACAUGAGAGAAAUAUAACUCCAUAUCUACGAGACCCUCGCUCUUUUUGGUUCUUUUCUUCUCCCGCGCACGUUGAUCUGGUAUCACGAAGCGACACGACUUUCAUUUCGAUAAUUCCAUUCUUACGGUCUUUUUUAUUAAUUCUUUAAUUUUAAUUCAGACAGUUCAGCUCUGGUAGCAUUCACUUCGAUUAAAAAGUCUCGCAAGCAUCUCUUUGGCUUCUCGUCUCGUAUCCGAUAUAUCGAAUGGCUUCAAUGAAUAUGGAAGAUGCGGCCUUGGAUCUACAGCUCUCGCGAAUCAUUUCCGCCGUCGAACAGACCACGAUAUUCACAACCAUUGUACCGAAGCCAACCGCCCAAUCAGAGGGUACGACAACUGCAGAUUCACCUGUUGUUACAGUUACACAGGAAAGCAACUCAGAUAAUGGAUCGUCUGGUCUGCCUGGAACCAAGAUCUUUGGAGCACUUGAGAUUAUCAUUGCUCUUGGUGUGCUAGCUGGUGUAUUGCUUCUCAUCAUGAGCAUCAUUCUAUGUGACCGACGAAGAAAAUCCAAGCGAAAGCGAGCAGCCGAGAGAGCUCAGAACAGAAUGACAGAUAAGAGUGAACCACUAGAAGGACACCAACAACCAUCAGGAGCACGGUUGCCAGAGUCAAUAUGGCCCAGGAUGGCGGACAAGAACCAAGCUGUUCAUGAUUACUGGCACAGUGAAACGUUACGGCAGAAACAAGGCUGGAAUCAAGGACAACAAGCUGGCGUGCAACAGGGUCUACCUAGAUAUGGAUAGCUUCGAUAAUCAGUUUGACACGUGCACGAAGAAAAGUAGUAACAGAAAAGUAAUUUGAAACUCUCGAGACUUGCGAGGGCGAGAU